Molecule: messenger RNA, 1439 nt
Organism: Erythranthe guttata (spotted monkey flower)
Lineage: Eukaryota; Viridiplantae; Streptophyta; Magnoliopsida; Lamiales; Phrymaceae
Product: cysteine protease RD19A
Biological process (GO): proteolysis
Molecular function (GO): cysteine-type peptidase activity
Source: RefSeq, a predicted model, not a curated record
UCUACAUCUAUAAAUUCCAGUACAGAGAGAUCGGAAAACGUACAAGAUAUAACAAACAAUGGCUUCACGCUUCGCCCUAAUUUGCCUCUCCUCCCUCCUCAUUGCGACGCUGUUCCGAUCUUCCUUCGCCGGCGAUGACGUCAGCGGCGGCGCUCAGUCCGACGACCUCUUGAUCCGUCAAGUCGUUGACCACGGCGAGGGCGGCGCCGUCGACGAGAACUCUCUGCUGAACGCCGAUCAUCACUUCGCCGCCUUCAAGAGGAAAUUCGGGAAGGCGUACGCCACGCAGGAGGAGCACGAUUACAGAUUCUCGGUCUUCGAGGCUAACAUGCGCCGCGCGGUGCGGCACCAGAAGAUCGACCCGUCCGCCGUGCACGGCGUCACUCAGUUCUCCGAUCUCACGCCCCGCGAGUUCCGCCAACAGUUCCUCGGCGUCAAUCGGCGGCUGCGCCUCCCUUCCGACGCUCAGAAGGCGCCGAUUUUGCCGACGAACGAUCUGCCGACGGACUUCGAUUGGAGAGAUCACGGUGCCGUGACGGAAGUGAAGAAUCAGGGUACUUGUGGAUCGUGUUGGUCGUUCAGCACCACAGGAGCACUGGAGGGUGCCAAUUUUCUGGCUACAGGGAAUCUGGUUAGCCUCAGUGAACAACAGCUCGUGGAUUGUGAUCACGAGUGUGAUCCAGAAGAAAAGGAUUCAUGUGAUUCGGGCUGCAGUGGUGGACUGAUGAAUAGUGCUUUUGAGUACACACUUAAAUCUGGUGGACUCAUGCAAGAAAAAGACUACCCAUACACUGGCACUGAUAAGGGAGCUUGCAAAUUUGACAGGACCAAGAUUGCUGCCAAGGUUUCUAACUUCAGUGUUGUCUCCCUCGACGAAGAACAAAUUGCAGCCAAUCUUGUCAAGAAUGGCCCUCUUGCUGUGGGUAUCAAUGCAGUUUUCAUGCAGACGUACGUUGGAGGAGUUUCGUGCCCGUUUAUAUGCGCAAAGCGUUUGGAUCAUGGUGUAUUGUUGGUUGGUUAUGGUGCAGGUGCAUUUGCUCCAAUUCGGAUGAAGGAGAAGCCAUAUUGGAUUAUCAAGAACUCUUGGGGACCAAACUGGGGAGAAAAGGGCUACUAUAAAAUUUGUCAAGGCCGCAAUCUUUGUGGAGUUGACUCCAUGGUUUCGACUGUCGCAGCUGUUACUACUUCAUAGUUAAGGUAACUAUGAAUUUGUGACUAAAUAAUUUAUCUCAACCCAUGUAUAUAGAUGUGUUUCCUGCAUUUUCUGACAACCGACGAAGUUACCUUCUUCUUCGUUUUUUCCUUUUUAAUUUAAUGUGCUCUUAUAUUAUUCGGCUAUUCUUAGAACAAACAUCGGAUUCUUUAGUCGCAUGUGACUAAUGAAAGAAUGGAAACGAAUUCGGCAAAAUAGAUUUGUGUUGUUCUCCACUUGUUUUUAA